UAUGCUUGCCAGACCUGGAGGAUGAAGACGGAAGAGGCUCCAUCUUGUCUCCAGCAGGCCACGCCCGUCUUGGGCUAUGGCACGUGCAGGCGGAAGAUGUGGGUGUAAAGGCAAUGAGAAGAAUGAGAACAAAAGUCCUUGCUCCCAGAUAUUACACUGGCCCCCUACCUGCCCUGAUUGUGUGUGUGUGUGUGUUCAGCAUGCCAAUCCGAGGAAGAGAGAUCUGCUGCAAGUGCUGCCCAAGCUCAGAGUCCAAAAUGCGGGAGGUUUGUGCUGGCUGCAACACCCCGAUCUCCGACCGCUUCCUCCUGAGGGUGAAUGAGCGUUCGUGGCACGAAGGCUGCUUGAAGUGCACCGCUUGCCUGCAGGCUCUCUCCGGCACUUGCUACUGUCGCAACCGGCAGCUGUAUUGCAAGCAUGACUAUGAAAAGCUCUUCCAGACUAAAUGCAGUGGUUGCCUCAAAGCAGUGGCUCCCUCAGAGUUCAUCAUGCGGGUGCUGGAAAACGUCUAUCAUGUCCACUGUUUCUCCUGCUGUGAGUGCGAGAGGCGGCUGCAGCGUGGCGAUGAGUUUGUCCUCAAAGAAGGGCAGCUGCUUUGCCGCAGUGACUAUGAGAAGGAGAGAGACAUGCUGAGCGCCAUCAGCCCCGCUCCCACUGAGUCAGUGAAGAGCGAGGAUGAGGAUGGGAGCCACCCGCAGGGCAAAGGCAGCGAGGAAGCCAAGGACCACAAGCGCUCCAAGCGGCCACGGACCAUCCUCACCACACAGCAGCGCCGUGCCUUCAAGGCCUCCUUCGAAGUCUCCUCCAAGCCCUGCCGGAAGGUGAGGGAGACGUUGGCAGCUGAAACAGGCUUGACUGUUCGGGUGGUGCAAGUUUGGUUCCAGAAUCAAAGGGCCAAGGAGCAUCCGUCCUCCUCCUUGCAGAUGAAGAAGAUCGCCCGCAGGCAGCAGCAGCAGCAGCAGCAGGAGCAGGAGCAGCUGGGCAAUCCACGCCUGGGCACCGGAAGGGGGACCGGAAGGAGCAGCAGGCAAAGCAAUGAAGACAGCGAAGAUGGUGCCAGUGUGCAUGGAAUCGAGGGUCUGAUGGUGCCAUACUCCAGGAUUGCCCAACAGCAGCUGCUUCCCCUGGAUCAGAACAGCUACAGCACAGACUUGUACCGGCAAGGACUCACCCCACCCCAGCUGCCAGGAGACCAUCUCCACCCCUAUGAUUCAGAAGGCGUCUUCCAUGACAUGGACAGUGACACCAUUGGCCAUUUGGGUGACUGCCUGCUGUCAGCGGCUGAAGCCAACCUCCUGCAGACCCGAGUGGGCAACCCCAUUGACCGGCUCUACUCCAUGCAAAGCUCCUAUUUCACCUCCUGACCGUGGGGACGUUCCUGGCUCUUCCACCUGAUCUAUGCCACUCUGGGCUUAGAAGUGUGGAACGGCACGGAGGAGCAAGCCCGUUGCAUUUGGAAGGACUCUUUGGACCCUGCAAAGUGAAGGAGGCAUGCAAGGCUGCCGGGCAUUUGAGGGCCAAGCCUUAGGUGCUGAAGUUGAGUCUCAGAGGACUUUGCUGCACUGCCUCUCCCCUUGUCCUUCACCCAGUGUCCUAGAGAUGGACAAUUUCACAUUGUGUAGCUUGUAUUUCUAGCAGUGUGUUUUUGUGCUUAAACUGUGUAGGGCAUUAAGGCUAAUUUGAUGCAUCACCAGCAGGGACGGGAGACCUGGCUCAUGCUGGGAACAAGGUUUCCAGGGCCACUGGGCUGCUUUUCAUCCAGCUUGUUGUUCCUUGUUAAUACUCUGCAACCUUGGCACAACUAAGAGCUUACUUUUCAGGAACAUGAGGAGUCUGAGAGGUGCUUUAGAAACAUUAGGUUAGUUUUAUACUUUAACUAUUAUGCCACUCUAAAGAAUUAUGGGAAAUGUAGUUUGCAGAAGGUCCUGAGAGUUCCCCACUAGAGCUACUUAAACCCCCCUCCAGAGAGGGGAAAUGAAUGUUAAACUAGAUAUGAUUAUAGUGAAAACAUGCUCUUAGAUUCAAAUUGUUCCAAGCAUCUCAAAGAGAGGGUCUAGAGCAGGGGUGGGGAAUCUGUGGCCCUUCAGAGGCUGCCAGGCUGCAAUUCUCAUCAGCUCUUGCCAGCAUGGCCCAAUGAUCAAGUAUGAUUGCAGCCAGAAUCCAGCAAUUGCCGGAGAGCCACUAGUUCCCCAUCCUUGCUGCAGAUGGAAGGCAAUUUUGCUCUCUGUUCAUCCUUCGACUCCCUUGCUCUUGAACACCUCCAUCUUCUCUUUAAGCUCUGCCCCAAAUACUUUCCAUUGGCCACUUGAUGCUUGCUGGAGAUUUCACACAAUAUAUUCCCUGCAGGAUGGUUUCAUUAGCCAAGGCAGCACAGCAGACCUCAGAACAGUUCCUUCCAUCAUCAUAGCAGCAAAAAAAUCUGGAUCCUCUUGUCCUGUUUAAAAACCUCCAAAGAAGGAAAGUCUACCACCUCCCAAGGGAGACUGUCCCACUGUUGAACAGUUCUGACUGUCAGAAAGUUCUUCUUGAUGUUUAGUAGAAAUCUCCUUUCUUGUACCUUGAAUCCAGAGCAGGAGAAAACAAGAUUGCUCUUCUUCCCUGUGGCAGUCCUUUAGAUAUUUGAAGAUGCCCCGUGUAUCUCCUCUGUGAUUCACGAUGAUCCAUUGCAGGUUACAAAAUCAUUAUAUGGAGGGAAGCCCCUUUUGUUGCAGAUGACCUGUGAUGUGCCUGGGCAAAGCAAAUAUCUGGAAUGUGCCAGGAGGCAAAUGAUCUUGUAUAGAAAUGUCCAGUACAAAACCAGACCUCUCUUCUAGACUGGCCACCAACAUCAAUGCUGCUUUAUAAACAGCUCUAUAUAUAUAGUUCAUAUUUAUCUGCAGAUCAGUGUUACAACAAAGGUGAAAAGAGCAUCAUUAGACAUGCAGAGGCCAUUGAGAUGAUCUUCUGUCAAAGUCAUCUGGUUGUUUUUUUAAGGCAGGUGCCCAUUUAAAUGCAAGUAAUCAGCCCUGGUUUAAAUACAUUUUGAUGAGGGGGGAGGGUUUUGGGAGAAGGAAGGUUCCCCAGUCUGAGUGACCUAUGCGUGGGCAUGUUGGAAGGGCUUCCACCCCCCCUGCCCACAACAGAAAGUGUGUGGUUGUUAUGUGUGGGGUGGGAGGUAGGGGCACAACUUCACUCUCCCAGGCACCCCAUGUCCUCUCAGUGAGUGAAUCCUGUGCAGGUGUACUCCAGUGUAUUACCCAUUGAGCUAAAUGGGCUUUCCUUCAGGUGUGUCCAGGACAGCAGAUCAAUCUGUAAUGGUUCACUGUAGCCAAGAUGUAGGAUUGUGCUCCCAAUGGACAGUGGGAAAAGCAAUUUGGUUGUUGUGAGCUCUGAAUAUAUCUACUUGUUGAACCACCACUUGUCACACAUUACUCUAAGUUGAGCUUGAGAGGGAGACUACAGAGGAAGAGGGCUCCUAGCCUGUCCCUGGGCUGCCUGGGGAGCCUGGCUUCGCCACCAAGAUGUGCAUUUUGGCUCAUCAAAUGCCAGCUCAGCUGCCUGUUUUGACCAUCUCCCAACGCUUCCAGCAGUCUGACCACAUUCUUGGUGUUUUGUUUUAAUUACUGCAUCAUGUAUUUAUACCUUCCAUCAUCAUCUUGUUUGAAAAGUUGCAAAAUCUGUUGCAAAAACUGCAAGUGCAAGCGGGGUUGUGAGAUCGCACAGCAAGCUUCUGCUGCAAACUUCCAGAACAUUUACCCCCAAAGCCUAACUGCAGAAACAACCAGCACAUUUAGCAUGAAUGUGGCGACAGCACUUCCAGAUGGGCCCUACUGCGCUCUACAUAUUCUGUUUUGUCUUUGGGCAGAGAGACCUUGUUCUGACAGUGCUUGAGCAAGGGCCUUUUAAAAACUGGAAGCCAGAGGUUCCUUGGAGUCCCCACCCCCUGCUCAGUUGAGUUCAUGCGCUGCUUGAUGUGCCCCCACCAACUGUGAGGCCCAGGACAAUUAACCCCUCCAGAAAGGCUCUACCUGCAGCUGGGAGCCACAGGAGAGCUUCUCAGAACCUAUUGCCUAACUGUGGUUCCAAUCUGCAGCCCACAAUCUAAUUAUUUCUGCUUGGACGUGUGCUAAGUUGCAAUUUGCAUCCUGUUACACACAGUGGUCUCCCUGUCUUCAAUGGAAGUUGCAGGGUUGCAGCACACAUGGUGUAACCAAAACAGAAAGCUUUCUUUCAUGGGUCAGGAAGCUGUGGACCUCCAGGUGGACUACAACUCCCAUUAUCCCUGUCACCAAUGGCCAUGCUGGCUGGAGCUGAUGAAAGUUGAGAGUCCAGCAACAUUUGCAGGGCCACAAUCCAGUGGGGCAGGAGGAGAGCCUUGCAAACCCCACCAGAAUGAAUGGUUGAAGGUCAACACAGAACACCCUGCUGAGUGAGUGGCACCCUCUCUGUAGUGUUCCCCUCCAGCAGAGGCAUUUGCUCUAGAUUUUGGGUCCAGAAUGAGCUUUUGAAAGUUUCUAUCCAUCCAAAGCACACAUUGGCCAGUGUACUCCAUAUACAAGGCCUGGUUGGGGAGGGAUAGGGGAGACCCUUACAUUUUCAUACCCGUUGUAAUCUAGUGUUGUGCUGUGCUGUGCGGGUGUCUUUGCAUGUGCAUUUGGAAAUUAAACAAGAACAAAAACUCAAA
Messenger RNA from Podarcis raffonei (Aeolian wall lizard), 4663 nucleotides. RefSeq names its product LIM/homeobox protein LMX-1.2-like. Bases 114 to 1364 code for a protein of 416 amino acids. Lineage: Eukaryota; Metazoa; Chordata; Lepidosauria; Squamata; Lacertidae. The record is from RefSeq and is a predicted model, not a curated record. The transcript has 9 exons. Gene Ontology annotation, molecular function: DNA-binding transcription factor activity, RNA polymerase II-specific; RNA polymerase II transcription regulatory region sequence-specific DNA binding. Gene Ontology annotation, biological process: regulation of transcription by RNA polymerase II; neuron differentiation. Gene Ontology annotation, cellular component: nucleus.